Lethenteron reissneri (Far Eastern brook lamprey) is the source of this 3853-nucleotide messenger RNA. RefSeq names its product integrin beta-5-like. Gene Ontology annotation, biological process: cell adhesion mediated by integrin; stress fiber assembly; transforming growth factor beta receptor signaling pathway. Gene Ontology annotation, cellular component: integrin complex; cell surface; focal adhesion. Gene Ontology annotation, molecular function: integrin binding. The record is from RefSeq and is a predicted model, not a curated record. Lineage: Eukaryota; Metazoa; Chordata; Hyperoartia; Petromyzontiformes; Petromyzontidae.
CUUCUCAUCGUUUCCUACCUCGUCCUAGCCCCGUGUCGUGUGAAAUGUCGUGGCUCUGAGCUACCCUCCUCCUCCUCUUCAUCAUCAUCCUCUUCCAUCAUCCUCGUGGUGGUGGUGGUGGUUGUUGUUGUUGGUGGUGGUGGUGGUGUUAAAGAGACAUGGGUCUCCUUGCUACUGCUGCCGUGCAACAACAACAGCUGAUGGUGCUGCUGCUGCUGAUGAUGCCGCUGUUGAAAGGUGGCGCACAAGCGGUUGAGUCGAAUCCGUGUGUGUUUGGAGGGGCCGAUUCAUGCCAGGAAUGUCUGCUGUUGCACCCGGAUUGUGGCUGGUGCCAACAUGAAGAUUUCAGGGGCAGCCCCGCGGGAGGCCUGUCACGCUGUGACCUGGUUCGCCGCCUCCUGCAGGCCGGCUGCCCCGCCGAGCAGAUUGAGGCUCCCAGAAGCCGGCGGUCGAUCACGAAGGAUAUGCCGCUGAGCGAGAAGUUGGACACUGCGGCAGCUGGCGGCGGCGGCGGCGGUUUAGCGGCUGUGGUGCAGCAGUCGCCGCAAGCCGUAACUCUGAAUUUGCGGCCCGGGGACCCCGUGAGCUUUGAAGUUCGGGUUCGCCAAGUGGAAGACUACCCGGUGGACAUCUACUACAUGAUGGACCUGUCUCUGUCCAUGCACGACGACCUGGCCACCAUGCAGCUGCUCGGCUCCCGCUUGGCGGCGGAGAUGGCGGGACUCACCAGCAACCUGCGUCUGGGCUUCGGCUCGUUUGUUGACAAACCGGCCUCUCCCUACGCCUUCUCGGCGCCGGCGUACCUUCACAACCCUUGCGCCGGGUACAAGCGCUUCCCGAAGUGCGUGCCGUCGUUCGGAUUCCGCCACCUGCUCUCGCUCACCGACGAGGUGGACCGCUUCAACGAGGAGGUGAAGCGUCUCAACGUCUCCCGCAACAAGGACGCCCCGGAGGGUGGCUUCGAUGCCAUCAUGCAGGCCGCGGUGUGCGGGGAUCGCAUUGGCUGGCGCAAGGAGGCGUCUCACCUGCUGGUGUUCGCCACCGACGCUGCCUCGCACCUGGCGCUGGACGGCCGGCUCGGUGGGGUCCUGCGGCCCCACGACGGGCACUGCCACCUCGACAACAAUGACAGCUACUCGGCCGCCGACAGCCUGGAUUACCCCUCCCUGGGAUUCCUCGGCGAGAAGUUGGCCGAAAACAACAUCAACUUAAUUUUUGCCGUGACCACCCCAUAUUUUGGUCUGUACAAGAGCUACACGGAGCUUCUGCCGGGUGCCACAGUUGGGAUCCUCGCAAACGACUCCAGCAAUGUCAUCGAGCUCAUCGUAUCCGCGUACAACAAGAUCCGCUCGAAGGUCGAGCUGGAGGUGUACGAGCAGCCGGACGACGUGGUGCUCUCCUUCACGGCCGUGUGCCAGAACGGCACGGUGAGGCCCGGCCAGCGGCAGUGCGGAGGCCUCCGCGUGAGGGACACGGUGAGCUUCACCGUCACGGCGGAGGCGCGUGGAUGCCCCCGCGGCGCCGGGGACGACGGCGCUGGCACCAGCGGCGCCGCCGUGGGCCCCGGCGCGCGUUCCUACGAGCGCAACUUCACGAUCAAGCCCGUGGGCUUCCGCGACAGCCUGCACGUGACGGCGCUGGUGCGGUGCGGCUGCGCUUGCGAGGCGAGCGUCGUGCUCCGCAGCCCGCACUGCUCGGGGGGGUACGGCUCGCUCUCCUGCGGCCUGUGCCGCUGCAACCCCGGCAGGAUCGGGGAGCUGUGCGAGUGCCAGGAGGGAGAGCUGGGACCGUCCGGGAGUGCGCCGGGCUCGGCGUGCCGCAUGAGGGAGCGCAGUUUGCCGUGCAGCGGCCGUGGGGAGUGCGUGUGCGGCCAGUGCCUGUGCCACGCCAGCGAGUUUGGCCGUGUCUCUGGGGCCUUCUGCGAGUGCGACAACUUCUCGUGCCUCCGUCACAAGGGGCUGCUGUGUUCCGGCAACGGGCACUGCGAAUGCGGCGAGUGCCGCUGUGGCCCCGACUGGGUCGGCGAAAGCUGCAACUGCACGACGCGCACGGAGGCCUGCCUGGGCGCCGACGGGCAUCUCUGCAGCGGCCGGGGGCUGUGCUCGUGCGGCCGCUGCGUGUGCACCCAGCCCGGCGCGUUCGGCGACGUCUGCCAGAAGUGUCCCACGUGCCCCGACGCCUGCAGCAUCAAAAAGGAGUGCGUCGAGUGCCGGCUGUUCCAGCGGGGGCGCCUCUGGGAGGACGGCUCGUGUGCGCAGAUGUGCGUCGACGAGAUCCAGCAAGUGGAGACGAUAGAUGAGAGUCACAAGGACGCCGUGACCUGCAGCUACAAGACCCAGGACGAUUGCAUCAUGUCGUUCACUUACACAGAGGACUCGGACGAGAAGUCCGUUCUGGCUGCGCUCAAGGAGCCAGAGUGCGCCCACGGCGUGAGCGAGACCAACGCGGUGCUGUGCGUCGUGGCCGGCGUUCUGCUCGCCGGCGUCGCCGCUCUGCUCGCGUGGAAGCUCAUGGUGACGGUGCAGGACCGGCGCGCUUUCUCGCGCUUCCAGAACGACCGCAUGCACGCCAAGUGGGGCGCGGGCUCCAACCCGCUCUUCCCGAACUCCAACCACUCCGAGGUCUCCUUCCACGGGCUGCCGCUUCCGUCUGGGAAUUGAGGUUUUUUUUUUGGAGAGGUCGGAGGCGACGCGCGGCGGAUCGGAACGCAGACCAACGCCGUGACACGCCCCUUGUAAGCGGGCCAUCUGCCAGGAGACGUUCGCUUGAGGCCGGGUUCAACGAGUUCCUCCUUGUUGGCAACGAGCCGUCGCCUCCAGACAGGCCGGACCGACGUGGACGCCAGCCGAGUGGUGACCGACUCGCGCCCAUCACUCGACUUUUCUCCAUCCCUGCCGAGGCCCCCCACCACCCCCCCCCCCCGCCCGUCGACCUGCCUCUUAAAUGGCAUCUGCCUCGUUAUCCGCCCCCUCCCCCACCCCCUGCCAUGCUUAUACAUCAUUUUUUUUUCACCGUACAACUGAGCUGCACCGGGUGGAUUGGGGGGGGGGGUGGGGCAUGUCCGUCGACGGCUCGUUGUCUCCCACCCAAUGGGCGAGGGGUCGUGCUGUGUUUAAAGAGUCGUCACCGAACGACUGUCACACGCAAUGAAAUGCGUUGUAUGCCCCCACCACCCCUCUCUAACACUCUGGCCCUGCUUGGCCCCGAGCCAGAUUCAGAAGCCUUCUUCGCGAGGCCAAAGUAUCGCGGUGGCUCGACAUGGCAAACGGCCGGUGGGAAGUCCAACCCGUGCCGUUAAAUGCCCACCCCCCCACGCUGGCUUAUCUCGGAUGUGCCAGUGAAAAGUCGGUAUGUAUAUAUAUGUAACGAGUCAUCCCGAAAUCAGCGUAUGAAGUUGCGAUUUUAUUUAGGCAGGCUCACCUUGUCAUUUACAGGCAGUGACCGUCGUCACGGCAGAGGUCGCAAACGGGUUUUGAUUCCUUACCCUACCCGUACCCAGCCGGGUACGGGUAGGGUACGGGUAUCGGGUACAUGAUUGCGACCUCUGGGAUGAAGCCAUGUUGCAGGCGCGGGUGGGUUGAUUCUAGGAACUUGAAUUGUGAGAAGAGACAAGACGUUGGGAAAUGAGUGACAAACGGUGACUCACCAGUGACCCACGGUCUGCCCGUACCCGGCUGCACCAAUGUCGCAAACGGGUACCCGUACCCGGCUGGGUACGGGUACCCGGGUAUCGGGUAGGGUACGGGUAUUGGGUACCCGGUUGCGACAUCUGUGUCACGGUGACCAUCGUCACGGUGACCGCCGUCACGGUGACCGUCAUCACGGUGAUCGUGACUAUUGCCGAAAUGAUUGU